AUGGCAGAAAUACCGUUCAAGGUCGACGGAGAAGUGGUGGCUGCAUUGCGGAACGCGGUGCGCGAUUGCUCCGAGAGAGGCUUGUCGUACGCAUCCAAAUGGGCUGCUGAGCUACUCUGCUCCUUGCCACCAUCUGUACGGCGUCCUGAAACCGCCCCUGUGGCUCAGACAACCUUUCAUACAUCCACACCCGCCCGCUCGAGAUCGCCUCGGCCCUCUAUCUCAUUCGCUGCGCAAACACCAGCUCCACUUGCUACAGAACCUACCAACGCCUUCGUAUCGGUUGCCCAUCAACCUUACGCUUCAAUGCUGCAGGGUCAAACCCCCGACGUCCGGCAACGAGAAGCGGAAUGGGAGGCGGAGGAUGCCGAUCACAUUGCCAUGGCCAAAACUUUCAUGGACUCCAAAGAGUAUCUAAGAGUUAUCCAUUGGCUAAGGCCUUGUCGAAGCGCGAAAGCGACCUUUCUCCGUGUCUACAGUCAGUUCUUGGAGAGCGAGAAGAACGCGUUACGGGAAUGGUACAAGCUAGAAAAUACCCGUGAGCAGCCAGCUGAGCCCGUGAACACCGCCUUGCACGAUCUUCUCGAACUUGUGACGGAUGCGACGGACCCAUGGCUCUUGUUUCUCAAAUCUCUCUUUCUCUGCCGCAUGUCUCGGCGAACGUCAGCUAUGGAGAGUGCUGUAUUGUCCAUAGCGCAAUACCCAUGGAACUGGUCCACAUGGGCAGCUUUGGGCGACUGCUUAUCGGAUGGGGAUGAACUCUCUUCGAUUCUCCCGCUGCUCCCGCUCCCUUCAAAUCAUCCCCUUGUGAUGAUGUUCCAGGUCAAGACCCUGAACAGUCUGAACAGCCCGUCAGACAAUGAACUCGGCUUGUGUGACCGUUUGCUAAGCGACGAAUACUUCCCGCGGAGCAUGUGGAUCAUGGCGCUCCGAGGCAACGUCCUCUAUUACCUGCAUGACUUCACCUCUGCGGAGGCACAGUUCCGGAAGAUCCUUGCAAUUGACUCUUGCAGGGUGGAGGACAUCGAUAUUCUAUCGAACAUCCUCUACGUCUCGGAGAACUCCAACGCCUUGUCCAAGCUGGCCCAUGACUACCUCGCAAUCGAUAAGGACCGUCCGGAGAUAUGCUGUAUCAUCGGCAACUACUAUUCUCUGCGCGCGGACCACGACAAGGCGGUAAAAUAUUUCCGACGGGCGACUCAGCUCGACCGGACCUACUUAGCGGCCUGGACUUUAAUGGGUCACGAGUACGUGGAAAUGAAGAAUUCUCAUGCCGCCAUAGAAGCGUAUCGGAAGGCUGUGGACGUCAACAGGAAAGACUACCGUGCAUGGUACGGUCUCGCUCAGGCGUACGAGCUUCUAGGCAUGCACCAGUACGCUCUAUACUACUACCAGCAUGCCACGGCGCUGCGACCCUAUGACGUUCGCAUUUGGCAAGCACAGGGAAUGUGCUACGAAGAAAUGGGGCGGCUACGAGAGGCCGCCGAGUGCCUGCGGCGCGCCCUCAUCGGUGCAGACCCGCAGGAGACGACCAUCCAUCUGAAGCUCGCGAAGCUGCACUACGACCUCGACGAAUACGCGGAAGCCGCAGCUUAUCAUCGCCGUAUCGUCGAAGUCUGCCGGUCUGCCCAGAAGCCGAUCCAGGAGUGGUCCAAGUCGGCGGUGUACGUCGCGCGCUACCACAUCCUGCACGGCGGCGGAGACCUUGCCCUGGCCAGGCAGUACCUCGAAUGGGUCGCGGUCAGCAAUGCGGAGGAAGUCACCCAGGCCAAUGAGCUUCUCAGGCGGCACCUUCCCGUCGCCGCCAUGCGUCAGCAGCAGCAACAAAGUGCUGCCAAUGCCCAGGGACGGGCGGCGUCCGAGGGUCCUUCUGCUGCUUAG
Messenger RNA from Trametes versicolor FP-101664 SS1, 1881 nucleotides. RefSeq names its product TPR-like protein. Lineage: Eukaryota; Fungi; Basidiomycota; Agaricomycetes; Polyporales; Polyporaceae. Gene Ontology annotation, molecular function: protein binding. Gene Ontology annotation, biological process: cell division. The transcript has 12 exons. The record is from RefSeq and is a predicted model, not a curated record. The coding region runs from base 1 to 1881 and encodes 626 amino acids. Gene Ontology annotation, cellular component: anaphase-promoting complex.